This is a messenger RNA of Metopolophium dirhodum (rose-grain aphid), 1926 nucleotides long. Its product is annotated as zinc finger MYM-type protein 1-like. The record is from RefSeq and is a predicted model, not a curated record. The transcript has 5 exons. Lineage: Eukaryota; Metazoa; Arthropoda; Insecta; Hemiptera; Aphididae. Bases 1 to 1926 code for a protein of 641 amino acids.
AUGUCUGAUAAAAAAAAAUAUUUGAGUGGAUACCAAAAACGAAAAAAGAAGAAUGAUAUUCAAGAGAAAAUGUCAAAAAUACCGAAAAUCAACGCAUUUUUUUCUACAACUCCUGCUGUUGUUCCUAGAAUAGGAAAAAUUGAUUUAAAGUCAAACUCAAUAUUGUGCACCAAUACCAAUGAUUCAAGUAUACCUGAAAAUGAUAGUAAUUAUAAAGAAGAAAAUGAACAAAAUGUAUUGAAUCUUACUUUGACUAAUCCAACUGAUCGUGCACACUUUGAUGAAGAAGUAGAGAACAGUGACAUUAAAAGAAGCAUUAUAUCAUUUGGUCCAUUUUUAGAUAAAGCUUAUUGUGAAUCAUGCUGGUUGUUUGCUAAUAGAAAAAGUACUUCUUUUAAGUCUGAAUGGAUAAAUGGAAUCGAUGAUUGGAAACAUUUAUCACAAAGCAUUAAACGUCAUGAAAUAUCAAUUCAACACUUAGAGUCAACAAAUAUGAGGAUCAUAUGGGUGAAAAAUAGAACGAUAGAUAAGGAAAUAGAAAUACAAUAUAAUCCAAUUUUAAAUAAUCUAGUGAGUAAUCCUAAACAAAAAAUCAAGUACUUAAGUCCAUUUAUUCAAAAUGAGUUAAUUGAAAUAUUGGCUAAUAAAGUUCGUGAAAUUAUUUGUGAUGACAUCAAAAAAUCUUGUGGUUUUUCAAUAAUACUGGAUUCUACUCAAGAUAUUAAAAAAGUUGAUCAAGUGAGUAUUAUCAUACGUUAUGUAUUAGUUAACUAUGAAAACAAGAAAAUUGAAAUCAAAGAAUCGUUUUUGGGAUUUUUUGUACUUGAUAAACAUAAUGCUGUUGACUAUGCAAACCUUUUACGUCAAACAUUAUUGACAUUUGGUCUUAGUAUUAAUAAGUGUUUCGGGCAAGGGUAUGAUGGUGCUGCAGUUAUGAGCGGAAAGCACUCAGGUGUUCAAACUUUAAUUCGAUCUGAUUUUCCCAAUGCUGUAUAUGUACACUGUUGUGCUCAUAACCUCAAUUUAGUGAUCUCAGAUGCGGCAAAAAGCUCUAGUAAAGUUCAGACAUUUUUUAAUACAGUUCAAGACGUUUACAACUUUUUUAGUGUAAGUGCACCUAGAUGGGCUUUACUAGCUUUAGGGAAAGAAGUUGAAUCAAAAAUACAAAAGAAAACCUUAAAGAGAGUUUGCCCAACACGAUGGGAAGCACGCCACGACUCUGUAUUUGCAUUAAAGGAACGUUAUUUGGACAUAAUCAAAGCACUUACUCAUAUUCUACUUACGUCUCAUAAAUCUGAUGAAACAAAUUUAGGUGGUUCCUUGAAAAAGAAGCUCGAAUCAGCUGAGUUUGUAUUAAUUUUAUGUUUUUGGGAACGAAUAUUACGAUCAUUAAAUGUAGUGUCUAAAACUCUCCAGUUAAUGAAUUUCAACAUAGAAUUUGCUGUUGUUCAACUUGAUAGUGCCAUUAAAGAUUUAACUGAUUUACGAUCUAAUUAUAAUAAUAUAGUAGAAGAUGCCAAAAAUCUUUGUGUUUCAUGGAAAAUACCUUUCAACUUCAAUUGUAAACGUGAAAGAUUUGCUGUUAGGUAUCACAAAGAAGUUGAUUGUGACCGAAGACUUUCUAUAACCGAAGACAAUUUUAAAGUUAAAGUAUUUUAUCCCGCACUGGACACGGCAUUGUUUGAGCUUAAAGAAAGGUUUAAAGGUCUUAAAACAAUAAGUGAUGAGUUUUCUUUUUUAAAACCAAUAAAUCUUACUACAAUAGAGGAACAAAUUAUAAUUAAAGCGUCCUACGAUUUACACAUAAAGUAUAAGAAUGAGUUAAGUUCAGAUAUUACAAAUCAACUUUUGUGUUUAAGAAAUUUUCUUUGUGUUAAUAACUCAACAUCUGUGUUGCAUAAUAUUAAAGACCUAACAGUUUAUUGA